AUGUCUGAAAUAGUCAACGAGGCUUGGAGAAAAUAUCUCAUACAGCUUCAAUCCCACCCUCUCAGAACUAAGGCAAUUACAUCUGGAGUUUUAGCUGGGUGUAGUGAUGCAAUAGCCCAGAAGAUUUCUGGGAUCAAAAAGCUUCAAUUGAGAAGACUGCUUCUGAUAAUGCUCUAUGGGUUCGGGUAUGGGGGACCAUUUGGGCACUUCCUCCACAAAUUGAUGGAUAUAAUAUUCAAGGGAAAGAAGGACAACAAAACUAUUGCAAAGAAGGUUUUGCUAGAACAAUUAACUUCUUCCCCUUGGAACAACAUGCUUUUCAUGAUGUACUAUGGCUUGGUGGUUGAAGGAAGACCAUGGAAUUUAGUCAAGAGUAAAGUUCGAAAGGACUACCCUUCUAUUCAAUUGACAGCAUGGAAGUUUUGGCCUAUUGUUGGUUGGGUCAAUUACCAGUAUAUGCCCCUGCAAUUCCGGGUCUUGUUUCACAGCUUCGUUGCCUCGUGCUGGGCAAUCUUUCUCAAUCUGAAGGCUAGAUCGGGGGUAAUCAAGCAGGCCUAG
Messenger RNA from Prunus armeniaca (apricot), 558 nucleotides. NCBI's taxonomy places the organism in Eukaryota, Viridiplantae, Streptophyta, Magnoliopsida, Rosales, Rosaceae. The record is from the annotation of a GenBank genome assembly.